This is a messenger RNA of Chanos chanos (milkfish), 2138 nucleotides long. It is a transcript of the gene septin7a, whose product is annotated as septin 7a. The coding region runs from base 1 to 1323 and encodes 440 amino acids. The transcript has 15 exons. Gene Ontology annotation, cellular component: septin complex. NCBI's taxonomy places the organism in Eukaryota, Metazoa, Chordata, Actinopteri, Gonorynchiformes, Chanidae. Gene Ontology annotation, molecular function: GTP binding. The record is from RefSeq and is a predicted model, not a curated record.
AUGUCGAUCUGUGAGAGAUCGGUUACUGAGGCGGCUGGGAACGUCAACAUUAUGGUAGCACAGCAGAAGAAUUUGGAAGGUUACGUGGGCUUUGCCAAUCUCCCCAACCAAGUUUACAGAAAGUCUGUGAAGAGGGGGUUUGAGUUCACUCUAAUGGUAGUGGGUGAGUCGGGACUGGGGAAGUCAACGUUGAUCAACUCACUGUUUCUCACAGACUUGUAUUCUGCUGAGUACCCUGGACCUUCUCACAGAAUUAAGAAGACUGUGCAGGUGGAGCAGUCUAAGGUCUUGGUAAAGGAAGGUGGAGUUCAGCUUCUACUCACUAUCGUGGACACCCCAGGAUUUGGAGAUGCUGUGGACAACAGUAACUGCUGGCAGCCAGUUAUCGAUCACAUCGACAGUAAGUUUGAGGACUACCUCAACGCAGAGUCCCGCGUCAACAGACGUCAAAUGCCUGACAACAGAGUGCACUGCUGUCUGUACUUCAUCGCCCCCUCUGGACACGGAUUGAAACCAUUGGAUAUUGAGUUUAUGAAGCGAUUACAUGAGAAGGUGAACAUCAUUCCCCUCAUUGCCAAAGCCGACACACUGACUCCUGAGGAGUGUCAACAGUUCAAGAAGCAGAUUAUGCGGGAAAUUCAGGAGCAUAAAAUUAAAAUCUACGAGUUUCCGGAGACGGACGAUGAAGAGGAGAAUAAGAUUGUGAAGAAGAUCAAGGAUCGUUUACCAUUGGCGGUCGUCGGUAGCAACACCAUCAUCGAGGUCAACGGCAAGCGUGUGAGGGGGAGGCAGUACCCUUGGGGCGUGGCAGAAGUUGAGAAUGGGGAGCACUGUGACUUCACAAUCUUGCGUAACAUGCUCAUCAGAACCCACAUGCAGGACCUGAAGGACGUGACCAAUAACGUCCACUAUGAGAACUACAGGAGCAGGAAACUGGCCGCCGUCACCUGUAACGGCAUGGACAACAACAAGAGUAAAGGCCAGCUCACCAAACUUGACACAGUCGAAGGCAUGAGUCCACUGGCCCAGAUGGAGGAGGAGAGGAGGGAGCAUGUGGCUAAGAUGAAGAAGAUGGAAAUGGAGAUGGAGCAGGUGUUUGAGAUGAAGGUUAAAGAGAAGAUCCAGAAACUCAAAGACUCAGAGGCAGAGCUGCAAAGACGUCACGAGCAGAUGAAGAAGAACCUGGAGGCUCAGAAUAAGGAGCUGGAGGAGAAGAGACGGCAGUUUGAGGAGGAGAAAGUCAACUGGGAGACCCAGCAACGCCUGCUGGAACAACAGAAGGAGGCCACCAGGACCUUGAACAAAAAGAAGAAGAUAUUUUAAAGUGUGUGGACCACCCCACUGUACUAGUUGCCAAUAAUGCCAGCCUGAACCGUCUGUCUGUCUGUCUGUCUGUCUGUCUAUCUGUCGAGCAAAUAAACCAAAACUUCACCCCUCGUCCUCUCUGCUGGCCUAUGCCUGCACAGAGCCAGUGGAAAGGGCACCGCCUUGUGGAGGAGGGUGUUUUGAGAGAGGGGCGAGAGAGAGAGGGUGUCCUCUAAAAUUCUCACAGUUCUAACCCACCCCAGUAUCCUAAACGACCUGACGUGACCUAACCUCUGUGUGCGAAAUCGUAACGAGGUUACGGUUUAACCGUUUGUACAAUCAUGGUUUGUUUGUUUGUUUGUUUGUUUGUUUUUUCCGUUUCAUAUUCACACGUACAGUUAAAUACAUGCAAGAAAAUAAGCAGUUCUUCCAUCACCUUCGGGAAGACCUGUGAAAUGUGCCCUGCUAAUGCUCCGCUGUUUGUUUGAAUGAGUGGGUAUUCUGGGAUAGCGUCCUUUAAAGUUUUUUCCACAGGUCAGAAAAGAGAACACCAUCCCUCUCUAAACACACGUAGACAGAUGUCCCUCUAGAACGGCUAAAGGCUGACUCACACCUCAGGCAUUCGGUCUUGUUUCAUAACUUUUUUAAAAAAAAAAAGUCUUUUUUUUGUUUUGUUUUGUUUUGUUUUGUUUUUUUCGUUUGUUUGUUUUUGCCCCCCCCCCAAAAAAACCAAAACUUUAAGCUCUUCCAUUACUUGUAAUUUAAAUGAUCUACCCAAGGACCGCAGUGUAUAACUUCAUUUAUAUAACGUCUCAUUGUACUUUUACUGGUUU